This is a messenger RNA of Myodes glareolus (Bank vole), 7848 nucleotides long. RefSeq names its product potassium voltage-gated channel subfamily C member 4 (gene Kcnc4). The record is from RefSeq and is a predicted model, not a curated record. NCBI's taxonomy places the organism in Eukaryota, Metazoa, Chordata, Mammalia, Rodentia, Cricetidae. Gene Ontology annotation, biological process: potassium ion transmembrane transport; protein homooligomerization; action potential. Gene Ontology annotation, cellular component: neuronal cell body membrane; presynaptic membrane; voltage-gated potassium channel complex. Gene Ontology annotation, molecular function: delayed rectifier potassium channel activity; protein binding.
GGGACAUGCUGUCCUGGCUCCAAGGUGGAGGCUGUGAUGACUAUGGCAGAGGUCAUGACUAUCAAGAUCUAGAGCACCCAAGAUACGGGCCAUGGUGGUCAGAAGGCCCUAACAGUGUUUCCGGAGGAGGAGAGGACAGCUUCUUUGAUGUACAGCCUUACCACUCUAUUCCAUCCUGGAUUCCACUCACCCACAAUGAAACAUUGAAACCGCAACAAUACGACCGGGUUAGCUGCAAGCGAGACACAGGUUAAGUUCUGUGUGAAGAGGUUCGGAGAAAGAGAGAGAGCUCCGGCUACCCUAAGAGCAUCCGCCUGGCUCCGGUGGCCGCUCCGAGGACUUGUUGCUGUUACGCUGCUGCCGUUGCCGCCGCCGCCGUUGCCACCCGGAGAAAACCAGCCACCUACAGGCUCGACGCGGUCUGGGAGCCAAAAGGUGGCCCGCGUGAGUGUGAGCGCGCGCGCCGCGGACCCUCGCAGUGCUCUGGGACUGUGCGCUUCUCGGUCUUUCUGGGGUUGGGGGGCGUGUCCCCGGCCCAGAGGAUCCUUGGGCUUGCCCCUACCUCCUGGGACCCCUGGCUUGAGUCCUCGACCCUGGUCUCCACUUCCUGCCUCCCUAGGCUCUGCCUGCCCAAAUCCCAACCACCUGUACACCAGAGAAACCCAACUCCUCCCGCUCCGCGCCCUGGGGGGUGGGGAGGGAGGGAGGCAGGGGCAGAGCCACGCCGCAGAAGGGGCCGCCACUGUCUCCUGCCUCCUCCUCCACCUCCUCCUCCUCCACCUCCUCCUCGUCUCCUCCCCCUCCCCGGUCUGACGCUGCCUCCUUGGGAAGGGUGUUUGGAGGGCAGCGGCCGCCCCAAGCCGGAGCCCCGCAGCGCUUCUUAUGAUCAGCUCGGUGUGUGUCUCCUCCUACCGCGGGCGCAAGUCGGGGAACAAGCCUCCGUCCAAAACAUGUCUGAAGGAGGAGAUGGCCAAGGGCGAGGCGUCGGAGAAGAUCAUCAUCAACGUGGGCGGCACGCGACAUGAGACCUACCGCAGCACCUUGCGCACUCUACCGGGCACCCGCCUUGCCUGGCUGGCGGAUCCCGACGGCGGGGGUCGGCAGGAGUCGGAUGGUGGCGGUGCAGGUAGCAGCGGCAGCAGCGGUGGCGGGGGCUGUGAGUUCUUCUUUGAUCGGCACCCGGGUGUUUUUGCCUAUGUGCUCAACUACUACCGUACCGGUAAGCUGCACUGCCCCGCCGACGUCUGUGGGCCUCUCUUCGAGGAAGAGCUCACCUUCUGGGGUAUUGAUGAAACUGAUGUGGAGCCUUGCUGCUGGAUGACCUAUAGGCAGCACCGCGAUGCUGAGGAGGCACUGGACAUCUUCGAGAGCCCGGACGGGGGCGGGGGUGGCGCAGGGCCCAGCGAUGAGGUUGGCGACGAUGAGCGGGAGUUGGCCUUGCAGCGACUGGGCCCCCAUGAGGGAGGCGCGGGCUCUGGUGCUGGAUCCGGGGGCUGCCGUGGCUGGCAGCCCCGAAUGUGGGCGCUCUUCGAGGAUCCCUACUCAUCCCGGGCAGCCAGGGUGGUAGCCUUUGCCUCUCUCUUCUUCAUCCUGGUCUCCAUUACGACCUUCUGCCUGGAGACCCACGAGGCCUUCAACAUUGACCGCAACGUGACAGAGAUCCACCGGGUAGGGAACAUCACCAGCGUGCGCUUCCGGCGGGAGGUAGAAACAGAGCCCAUCCUUACCUACAUCGAGGGUGUGUGCGUGAUGUGGUUCACUCUAGAGUUCCUGGUUCGCAUUGUGUGCUGCCCAGACACACUGGACUUUGUGAAGAACCUGCUCAACAUCAUCGACUUUGUGGCCAUCUUGCCCUUCUACCUGGAGGUGGGACUGAGUGGCCUGUCAUCCAAGGCGGCGCGGGAUGUGCUGGGUUUCCUGCGCGUGGUGCGCUUUGUGCGCAUCCUGCGCAUCUUCAAGCUCACGCGCCACUUUGUGGGGCUGCGGGUGCUGGGCCACACGCUCCGAGCCAGCACCAACGAGUUCCUGUUGCUUAUCAUCUUCCUGGCCCUGGGUGUGCUCAUCUUUGCCACCAUGAUCUAUUAUGCUGAACGCAUUGGGGCCAGGCCAUCUGACCCACGGGGCAACGACCACACCGACUUCAAGAACAUCCCCAUUGGCUUCUGGUGGGCCGUGGUCACCAUGACAACACUUGGCUAUGGGGACAUGUACCCGAAGACGUGGUCAGGAAUGCUGGUUGGGGCCCUGUGUGCGCUGGCUGGCGUGCUAACCAUUGCCAUGCCUGUGCCCGUCAUUGUCAACAAUUUCGGUAUGUACUACUCCCUGGCUAUGGCCAAGCAGAAGCUGCCCAAGAAGCGCAAGAAGCACGUACCGCGGCCAGCCCAGCUUGAGUCACCCAUGUACUGCAAGUCUGAGGAAACUUCGCCCCGGGACAGCACCUACAGUGACACCAGCCCCCCUGCCCGGGAAGAGGGUAUGGUUGAGAGGAAACGGGCAGACUCUAAGCAGAAUGGUGACGCUAAUGCGGUGCUGUCUGAUGAGGAGGGAGCUGGCCUCACCCAGCCCCUGGCCUCGGCCCCCACCCCUGAAGAGCGUCGGGCCCUGCGACGCUCAGGCACACGAGACAGAAACAAGAAAGCAGCUGCCUGCUUCCUACUCAGUUCUGGGGACUAUGCCUGUGCCGAUGGCAGUGUCCGAAAAGGCUGCGAAAAGUCCCGGAGUCUAAACAACAUAGCAGGAGCGGCUGGAACCAGUCUGGGGCUGUCUCCACUGGCAUCGCGGUACAGCUCGCCCUAUCCUCCGAGAAAGCUCCUGCUCUCGCACCCCUUCCACCCUCUCACCAGCCCCCCACCUGGCCACUCAGGUCCUUAGCUGUCCCAUGGCCUUCCUCAGCUCUGACACUGGGACACAUAUCCAAGUAGGCAUGUUUACAUGCCAUCCCAGCCCUCAUCCCUCCUGAGGUCUGAGAAAACAGCAGAAGGGAACUUCAGUCAGGAUGGAGAAUUCGAGUCCCUGAGCCAGCCCUCCACGGCACCUGGCUCCCCCAAACGGUCAGCCCUGGAACCUGAGUACAAAGGGGGAGAUACUGUCAGCUUCUCCCUGAACCAUAGGUGCUGGCGCACUCAGGACCUGUGUCCCUGGAUUUUGCCUUCAGCUUAGCAUCCUAUAGGCCAGGGCGUGCGUGGUACACGGAGUAUCGGAACUACUCAAACUUGCCUGCAAAUCAAACCUACAUUUGUAUUUUAAUCACAGAAAUUUAAUUUGCAUUCCUUAUGGCCUUUAACCAGUAACCAGCUUGUCUGUCUGUCUGUCUAUCCACCCCACACCAAGAUCAGCAGGUAACAAGGCUGUCUCAUGGGGCAUCUCUGCUGGUGUAAAGGACAUUUGGCUCCUUGGACCAGCAGCACCUGUCGACAGAGCUGCCCUGGGAGCAGGACCUGGUGUUUUCCAGCUGUACCUUGGGGCACAGAUGGGAGUUCCUAGAACCCAAGCCCCAAGCUUGGUGCAAGCCCUGGUGUGGCAGGGUGUGUAAGUGCAGGGAGGCCCUCCUCCCCGAAGCCCGUGCCCAGAUUCAGCGGGUGACACCCAGCUUCCCAUCUGUGCCCUGCGCUGCAGCAUCUCCACACUGCUUCCUCUGCUUCAGCGACAGUUUGCUCCCUCUCUUUCUCGCUCCCUGAUUCCCAGCCCUGCCUCUGAGUCACCUGCCACUCCCACCCAGCCUCUGCUCUGUAUUCCUGCCAGAACCGGAGACUCAUCUAAUUUCUAUAAUUAAGUGUAUUCAUUUACCUAACGAGCCCAGGAGCACAACAGGUUUGUGAGUCAUUGGGUGAGCAGGGGUACACCUUGCACAGAGACAGCUGAGGGGAAGUGAGGAGACAGGAGCGCUCCUACCCACACCUGCCACCGGGCCCCACCUGCUCCCAAUAAGCCCCUCCCUCAGCCCCGGGCUAAAGGACAAAAGCCUCUACCAAGCCUCCCUGCUUUACCUGAUGGGAAUUGACCUGACAGCAGAGCCUCGCGCCUGGCAAUCUUAGAGUCCGAUUAUGCAACUUUGAAAAGGGCGUGGCUAAGGAAGGUCCAUAUUUGCUCCCUACAGGGUAAUAAAGGGACCUGGUGAGGCAGCUUUAGGGACCUGGCAGGAAACUGGGAAAUCAGGGGGGUCAACACAGAAGGUGGCCCAGGCAUAAAUGUAAGCUCGUUUCCUGAGGUUGGAGCUUUGCAAAGCGUGUGACAAGCACUGUCGCAUGAGCAAGCACUAGCUGACUGACCUUCUGGAAGUUCUGUUAGAUCAGGCCCUGGCAAACUCCUGUCCAGCCGUGCUCUACAGGGCCUGUAGCCACUGGCUCUCAGGAGGAGGUGUUUUCUGAGAGGUAAGAUGAGGAGAUACAGGGAAGCCUGGGAAGCCGGCUGAGUCUGAAUCGAGCCUCCUUGUGGUAGAUUCGGCCCCACCCAGCGGGGCUCCUGGCACCAGGAGACUGUGGUCUGACAGAGACAGGAUGAGCCCGGUGUCCAGUUUAGCAUGGGUACCACAGCUAUUUUCUCUGGCUUGGCGCUCUGGUUUGGGGAGCCGAGGCAGCUUUUUCUGUGGCAGCUCUCAAGCUGUCAAGAACCCAGGUUUCCACGGCACCCACCGCCUCCUCCCCUCUUCCCUCCUACAAGGAUGGGCAUGCUUACAGCACCCCUGUGGGGGGCACAGAUGUCCCUGGAAGACACAGUACAUCUGCCGGGUUGAAGCCCCUAGCAUUUGGUUGGAGAGAUGGGCUCCUAUACCUACCCCUAAUCUCCUGGCUCCAUAGGGAAGAGGCAGGGCCCAGUCGAUGGAAGAGCUAGGUGAGUUAUCUGCCCUCAGCUACCUCGUAGGACUUUUGUGUUUGCCCAGGGUCCCAGGAAAGAAAAAAAAGUCCAUUUUGUAUAGAGUCUUCCAUGCCUCCCCUAAGAGGCAAUUGCCUAUAUAAGCCUCAGAUCCAUUCAGGUGUUGAAUGUCCUUCACAAGGAGAAAGGUUUAUCCCAUGGAGACUGACGGCAUAGUUAACUUUUCCUUGCAUUGGACUUGGAAUUGGACCUGUUGCUUUUGCCUUUAGAACAUGACCCUGUAGCUGGGGACUGGGGGCCCUGCUUAAAGAGCAAGCAGGCAGCCUAGGAUCAAACUCAGAGCCUUACCUUCCAGACUAUGCCAGGACUCCUGACAACCCUAGAGGUAGCUGUGCAGCCCAGUCUUCUAAAACAAAUGGCUGUGAGGUGUCCCCAGUGGGAAGGGGCCUGACCAUCCUACAGCCUACAGGUCAGUAAGGACUUAGAAGGAAUUCUGAGUACUGGUCAAGGCUCCUGAAAGCAUCCCUGGGCCUUCACAAAGUAUCAAGAGAGCAAGACUUCCCUGCCCUUGUCAGUUUCUCUCUGAAGCUCCUGCCCCGAUCCUAAUAAGUCGUGUGGGAUGGAUUCCAGCAAAAGACUGCUAGAAAGAAUCUCCCCAACUGACUGUCAGAGGACCCCCAAAUGUGGAAAACAUAGAAACCGUUGACCAAAGCCACCUGAAGCCAUUCUUUCCCCAGUGGAUCUUAGGCUCUAGUGAUCUUUAGGGUGCCCCAAGCCACUCCCCUUUUCCUGGUGAGUAGGGACCAGUCCAUGGCUGACGCUUCUGAACGUACACAGACAGAGCAAUGUUAGAACGUGGUGUAAAGAAUAGCUCUGUCUUGUCCUCAGAAAUGGAGUGCUGGAGAGUCUUGGGCUCACUCCUGUGGUUUUCUAAGGGACUGUGUUUAAGGAGGUGCUUGGGGCCACAGUCUUAAGGAGAUGGUAACAGGUCAUGCUGAGAUGAGAAUAUAUAUAUAUAGUAAAAAGCCUUUAACAUGUCAGGGAGCCCUAGUGUAGAAGCAGUGAGGCUUGGAUGCCAAAUGACAUUCAGAAUAGCUGUACUAAUCAGUGUUGGGGUUGAAACUUCACCACACUGUUAGCUCAGCCUCCCUAGCUGUCUAGCCAGUACUGCCACUGGGAGAUAGAAAGAAGACCCAAGCCUCAGAUAUCUGAAACUGAGGGCGUGGGUUUCUUAGUAAGAUGCCAUAUGCCAGCCUGCUCUCCCAAGGCAAUGUGCUCUCCAUACCCAUGCCCCAGGACUCUGCCUAUCACUUUGAGGUCAGGGGCUGGGUGUGACGUGUCUUCCCACUCUAGAGCCAUCUUCACUGGCCCCUUGGGACAGUGGGGUUGUCCAUGGUGGUGAGGGCAGACGGGGCUAUUUGGGGGAGAGCACAAAGAGAGCAGAGGGCAGUUGGAGUGAGGGGCCACAGAGCCAUAGUCUACAGCAGGAAUUUUCACCGCUGCCUCCCUGCUGGGCUCUGUGGAGUCUGCUAUGGUUCCUCUCCCUGCCGCAGUAGACCUCCGAAGACCUGAAAGGCUAGUAGUUCUUGGAAAUGGCUACCUGAGUCUCAGUGUCACCUGGGUCUCCUCGGCCUGGAGUCGGGUUGGCAGAGGAGAGAUGAAGGUCUCGCCGCACUUGCUGUACCACCCCGGUUCUUCCUUGCCUCUUAGCCCGGGGUCCCCUCUGCCUUCCAGCUCUGCUCUUGACUGUUCCUUAGCCCACAGCCCGUGGGUCAGCAGCUGGCUGGCUUCCUUCUAACGUCUCACUCUUUGUUUCUCCCUUUCUUUUGCUGAACUCUUGACCCCCCCCCCCCCAGAAGGCAAUGUUGAACGGAAAGUGUGCGUCCCAGUGUCUCACACCUGUGCUCUUUAAACACAGAGACCUGCCAAGACGCCCUCUCGUCCAACUAUGCCCACGCUGAAGUCCUCACCCUCUCUUAAGGCGGCACCAACGUGAGAAAGACAGGCAGACAGACAGAAAGCCAGAGGCUUAGGGAAACUCUGGAAUCCAGGCACGCAUCCUUUGCUGGGAAAGACUCAGAUAUCCUUGUUUGCACAGAACUGGUGGAGAAACCUCCCAGGCGACUCUCGGGCCCCAGAGCCAUCUGGGUCUGAUGCUCUGUUCUACUGUACAUUGAAGAGACAUAUAUGCACAUAAAGUAUCUAUAUUCAUACGUACUCUAUACUCUUGUGUGUAGUGCACGUGCUCCUGGUGGUCUGUCUUCAUUGUUAGGCUAUGUCUCCCAAGUCUUCUUCCCACCCUGUUAUCCCCUCCCCUCUUCCUUCGUGGAUUGUUCCUUCUGACCAUGUUGUAUGGAAUGUCCCAGGGAAAGUGCUGGGCCUGGCACCUGCCCCUCCAGCUGGGUGGUCCCAGGCUGCUCUCACUUGGGGUGUUUCCCCUGCCAGCAGGUGGUCUGCUGAAGUCUGUUAAGGCAAGAUUGCCCUCCAGGGUCACUGCUUCACUAGCCCAACCCCACCCCAGAUUGGGGUUCUACCUCCCACCCCACACCCCAGUUUGUGGGGGCACUUCCAGGGGCUCUUCUGUAGCCUCUGUAGCUCCUUCCAGCACCCCCUUCUGUGCCCUUAGCAGAGGGGAGUUUCAUUUCUUUUGUGUGAGUCUCCUUCGUCCAUUUGUUUUCAAAGAUGCUGCUGGGCAGAUGGAAGGGGAUCUGUUUGCCCAUCUGGCUCAGGGGUCUGAGAAGGGGACACCUUGGGCGAGAGAGGAGACCAGUCGCAAUACUGUACUUCCUGGCCGGCGGCCAGAGGACGCGUGCAAUAGCAGAGGCCAGGUGACCCCCUUCAGCCUUGGCCUCUGCCCCUCCCUAGGCCCUUCCUGCCCAUCCUUGGUAUUGGUCAGUCCUUUUCUAAAGCUGUUCCCUCGUGUGUGUCUGAGGCACGCCUAGGCCGGGCCCCUGUGCCCUGUCUGCACGCCCUCAACUGUCAUGCUGUGCUCGAGCACCAAUAAAGACAUCCAAGUGUCCUGCUGCUCCUCUGUGA